Messenger RNA from Vespa velutina, 6663 nucleotides. RefSeq names its product probable ATP-dependent RNA helicase spindle-E (gene spn-E). The transcript has 11 exons. The record is from RefSeq and is a predicted model, not a curated record. Gene Ontology annotation, molecular function: RNA binding; ATP binding. The coding region runs from base 2071 to 6369 and encodes 1432 amino acids. Gene Ontology annotation, cellular component: intracellular anatomical structure. Lineage: Eukaryota; Metazoa; Arthropoda; Insecta; Hymenoptera; Vespidae.
UAUAGAUUAUAACCCCCUCAGGAUACUUAACAAUCGAAUUAGUAUGUGACAGAAAUUUUUAUAUGUAAUAAAAAUAGUAGUACGUUUGACAUAUUGCAUAUACAUAUUUAAUUUCAAAACAUAUAUAUUAAUGAAUACAAAAAAUAAUAAAAUGAUCUGUCUAUAUCUCCAUUGAGAUAAAUGGACAAUAUGGAAAAAUAACACACGAACAUACUUAUCGACAGUGGGAAAAAAAAUUUGGUUACCAACUCAUGAUAAAGUAAAUUUCUAUGUACCAAUUUUAUUGGUAUUUACUUGCAUAAGUACAUUACGCCUAUAAUUAGUGCAAAAGGAAAAUACAUAUAUAUUAUAUAUAAUGAAAUUACAUAUAUAUCAAUAAAAAAAUAUAUUGCAUAUCUGCCUGCAUAUAAUUUCAAAAAAGAUAUAAUAAUGAAUACAUUAAAUAAUGAAAUUAUCUAUCCAUAUCUUUAUUGACACAAUAAAUGAAUAAUAUGGAAAGAUAAAAACAAUUAUCAUAAGACAUAAUAAAUUUUGAUUAAAUUUAGCAGUCAUUAGCUCGAUAUUACUUGCAUCAUUUACACUUAUAUAUCGCAAGUAAUAUCAAUCCAAGUCUCCAUCACUUGGAGAUUAUAGCAUACAGAGACCUGCGAGUUAAAAUUCUAUUUUCUAAUGCCAAAUAUUUUAGAAUAACAAUAAUUAAUAUUAUAAUUUAGAAAAAAGAACAAAAUCAAUCGUGGAAUGAAUCAAAACUUUUUUUUCAAUCAAUCGAGAUUAGACAAAAAAUUAUGUAUCCGUUUAAUAUCAUCCUACUUACUUGAUAAACACAAUGUGACAGAGCACUUUAAUCAUUUUUUAUAAACUCCAUUCCUAAACAAACCCAGACAUACAUAUUUUGAUCUCCAUCAUGUUGAAAUUGAAAAUAAAACGUCGUACUAUACACACAACCUAUAAACAUUAUAUAAAGAUAUCUUAUUAAAUAUUAUUUGAAAAUGAAAAUAUAUAAUAUUAUAAAGAUAUUAUAAUCUUAUUAUCUUAUAUAUUCUAUAUAUAACUUCUUCAAGUGAUGUAAACAGCAUAACUACCUGUGUAUAUAAAAUAUCUAAACCAUUUUGUAAUUAAACACAAAGGAAUCAAAAUAAUAUACAAAUUUCAUAAAACAGCAACAUAAUAUAACAGUGAAUAAAACAUCUGAAUCACCUUAUAAUUAGACAAGAAACAAUCAAAAUAAUAUGUGAAUUUCAUAUAAUAAAUAAGCAAUCAUCUGAACAUAAGAAAUUUUUAACUUUAUUACUUUCUAAAAAUAAUAUAUGAUUUCCAAUUAAACAUAUAAAAUAAUUAUUUCACACUCAUAUAUAAAUAUAUAUAUAUAUACACACACAUACUAUAAUUCACAUAUGAAAACAACAAUGACGAUAACACAGUCUCAAAAGAAUAAAAUUGAAUCUUACCAAUUUAGAUAUUUCCUAAAAUAGAAAUCAACUCUGAAUAAAUUAAUUAAAAAUUCCUUCAAUAUUUCAAAUGAAUAAAAAAAUUAUUCCAAACAAUUCAUCUUCUAUUACUCUUCAUUUUUUAUAAAUCCAAUUCGUCAUUCAAGUCAUCAAUAUUUAAAUAUAUUAUUAUUGAUUCUCAUUAUUAUUUUAUUUUAAUUUUUUGUUGGUUACGGCAAAAAUCUGAAAAAUAAAUUAAUUUUCUAUAAUGCAGGACUCAUGUUUUGAAUUAUAUUGUCGGUACCAGUUGAUAAAGUUUCAUGGAGAUCGAGCAUGUUUUCCCUAGCUGUUUGAACUUGGUUUUUUUCAUUGUACUAUUUAUAUGUGAUAUAUUAUGAAUAUUCGAUAAAGGAACUUUUUACAUAAAUUUUUAUAAACGCGGUAUUUGUUAUUGUUUUGAUAUUUGACAUUGAAGCGCAUAUGUGCUAAUUACAUUGGUUGGUUUAAUAUAUAAAUGAAAAUAAUAUAAAAGAGAAAAAGAAAUACGUUCCUUAUACGUAAUUCAUUUGUUAGUUAGAGACCUGAUAUUGUGACCAAUAUUAGAAGAAUUUGCGAUACUUUUAUAAUCAAACAGAAGGACACUAUGGAUUACUUAGAUAUUUUUAGAAGAAAUAAAGAAAUAAAAAAAAUCCAAUUACCACCUCCAUACAGCGAAAGAUUUCAACCACGUGAUAUGUCUUUAUUAGACAAUUUAUUAGAUAGCAAUCCAAUAUCUACAAGUGAUGCAACUGGUACCGAUUAUGUACAGGAAUACAUUGAGAAGGAAGAACAAGAACUUCUUCAGUCCACUGCAAGUCACAUAUCAAAUAAUUGUGGGACGGGACCUAAAAUGGAUGCAGUAUCUGCAGGAUCAGAUCCUGUUAUACAAGAACUUAAUAAUGAAAAAUUAACAAAUGUAUAUAAAACGUUUAAUUUUGCCUAUCGUCCAAAAACGAAUUUAACUAUCACUACAAUGAAAGACCGUAUAAUCUCAAUGAUUGAUACCAAUCCUGUAGUUAUUAUAGAGGGACCAACUGGUUGUGGCAAAACAACACAAGUACCACAAUUUAUACUAGAUUCUUGUUAUAAAAAAAGAGCUCACUGUAACAUCAUAGUAACACAGCCUAGACGUAUUGCUGCUAUUAGUAUUGCAAAAAGAGUUAGUCAAGAAAGAGAAUGGCCUGUAGGAACUCUUGUUGGAUAUCAAGUAGGCAUGAUAAACAAUACAUCUGAAGAUACCCGUUUAACAUAUUGUACAACUGGUGUGCUUUUACAAAAAUUAAUAAAUACAAAACAUAUGUUGGAAUAUACUCAUAUUAUACUAGAUGAAAUUCAUGAACGUGAUCAGGAAUUGGAUUUCCUGUUGCUUAUUGUAAGAAAAUUUUUACGGACAAAUUCACGUACAGUGAAAAUUGUACUUAUGUCUGCAACAUUUAAUGUUGAAAAAUUUGCUAAAUAUUUUUCAUCACCUGUUGGAAAUAAACUUGAAGCUGCACCUGUCAUUGAUAUUGCUAAACGAACUUACUUUAAUAUAAAUAUUUAUUAUCUGUGUCAACUUGGUAUGUUAGGACCAAUACCAGAAAUAUCACGAGAUGAACCAAAAGUAACAAAAAGUAUGAUGGAUUUUUGUGUACACAUAGUAAUUGUUCUUGAUGAACUUGAUAUGAAGGCGGAUGAUGCAUAUGAUAGUAAAACAGGGUUAUAUAAUAGACAUGUAAUUCUUGUAUUCUUGCCAGGAAUUAAUGAAAUAGAAGAAAUGCAUAACAUGUUAACGUCUGCAAAAUAUGAAAACUCUAAAUGGGAUAUUAUUGUUUUACAUUCAUCAAUUACAAAUGAAGAACAACACAAAAUUUUUGAACAACCUCCAAAAGGCUAUCGUCGUAUUAUUUUAUCAACAAAUAUUGCUGAAAGUAGUAUUACUGUACCUGAUGUAAAGUAUGUAAUCGAUUUUUGCUUAAUAAAACAACUUGUGACUGACCCAAAAACUAAUUUUCAAUGUUUGGAACUUUCUUGGGCUAGUAAAGGAAAUUGUCAACAACGUGCUGGUCGUACAGGUCGUAUAAUGGAUGGAAGAGUAUAUAGAUUAGUACCAAAAAAUUUUUAUGAUACAGUACUAUGUGAUGAAGGAAAUCCUGAAAUGUUGAGAGCUCCUCUUGAAAACUUAGUGCUUCAGGCAAAAGUUCUAAACAUGGGUGAACCUAAAGCUAUCUUAGCUUUAUCUCUUGAUCCACCUGAUCUUAGUAACUUAGAGCGUACUAUACUCUUAUUGAAAGAAUCUGGUGCAUUACUCAACAAUAAUGAUAAAACAGAACUCUUUGAUGGUGAAUUAACAGAUCUCGGCCGUAUAAUGGCUGCUCUACCAUUAAAUAUUUAUGUUACUAAAUUGAUUGUAUUAGGUCAUCUCUUCAGUGUUUUAAGAGACAUGAUAAUAAUUGGUUGUAGUAUGACUGUAAAGGAUAUGUUUUGUAGUCCAUUUGGAAAAAAGUUAUUAGCUUAUAAUGUGAAAUUUAGUUGGGCUUGUGAUUCAGAAAGUGAUUGUAUAGCAUUUCUAAAUGUUUAUAAAGUAUGGACAAGUGAGAAAGCAAAUCGUCAUUUAAAUAAUAAUGCUAUGGAAAAGAGAUGGGCACAAAGACAAUUUGUACAAAUAAAAGUAUUGCGUGAAAUUGAAGCUCUCGUGUAUAACGUGACUCAAAGAUUAAAAAAAUUUGGUAUAACUGAAAGUGUUGGAAUUAAUAAAGUUAGGUGGGAUGAUGAAGUACGACCAUUUGUUCUAAAAAUUGUAAUUGCUGGUGCAUUUUAUCCUAAUUAUUUUGUUAAACACCAAAAUGUCGAAGAAUUAAAAGAGGGGCAUAAGAUCAUGAAUGGAUUAGACUUAACAAAUACAGUAUAUUUGCAAGGUUGGCCAUUAAAACAGCCAGGACUUUUGUAUGCACGCAAAAUUCAAAAUAUUUUCCAGGAUUGUUUUAAAUCUUCUGUCGGAAAAGUAAACGUUUCUUUCAAAUCUUCGCGUAUAUAUCUUCAAUUUAGUAAAAGUUAUACAGAUGAAGAAAGAAAAAUUCCACUUUCAGUAUAUAGAUCUAUUAAAAUGAGACAAUGUAAUAUACCUAUUGAAAUAUCUGUUUUAAGUGAAAAUGACGCUCUUGAUAUGGCAAAAAAAAUGAAUCUUGAAGACAAGUCAAUAUUUUUUAAUAACAAUAUUUCUAUAAAAGAAAGCAAAAAACCUGCUUAUAAUAAUCCAAAUCUUCCAGGUCUUGAUAUUUCAUAUAUUGCAAUUAAAAUAAUAAAUGUCAUAGAUCCUGGUCAUUUUUGGAUACAUAUAAAUGAUAAAGAUACACAUGAUAAAGUAAGGCAGAUACAAAAAUUUCUGAAUGAAGGAGAAAAAUCAUUAAAAAAAUUCGAUUAUCUUCCAGAGAUUAACACUCUUGUAGCUGUUCCAUUCAAGAAAACUCUUCAAGUAGAAUUUUAUCGUGGUGUAAUCACAAAUUAUAUCGAAAAAUCUGAUAACAAAUUUGCUUUAUGCCAAUUAAUUGAUAUAGGUCAAACUGUAAAAAUUCAUAUAAACAAUAUACGGCAAAUUAUAUAUUGUGAAGAUAUUAUGAAAAUACCUGCUUUAGCACUGGAAUGUGUUUUAGCUAAUAUUCAACCUUGUACAACACAUACCCACAAGAUACAUUGGCCUCAGGAAGCUAAUAACAAAUUUCAUGAAUUACUUGAAAGUAAUGAACAAAUAUUUGGUGAAAUAUAUUCUGUUGUUAAUAAUGUUAUAGCUUUAACAUUGAUAGCUGUAACUACAGAAAACAAAAUUAAUAUCAACCAAAUAUUAAUAGAUCAAAAAUUAGCAAUGCAUAAAGAAGAAAGUUAUUUAUCACGAUUGAACAAUGAGUUACGAAAAAAAUAUGAAAAUAUGAGUGCAACACAACUUCUUUAUUAUGAGAAGAUGCAAUACGAAGAUUAUAAUUCAUGUGAUGAUUAUCCUGAUCUUCCUGAUGACUCGAAAUGGGUUUCAACAGUACGUUUACGUGGUCCUUUUUCUCCUCUUGAAUGUUCUUUACGACAUCUUACAAUUGCUGGUAGAGGUAAAAAAAUUAUCAUCGAAACGAAUUCAGUUAAUUCAGUUCUUCUGGAUAGUAAUUGGAAGGAACAACAAAAACAUCUCCUAGUGGCUGGAACUGUAAACCAAAAUGUAAAUGGUAGCAAUUUAACAUUACGUAAUACCACUUUAAUACCUGCCAUUCCUGGUUUAACAGCAUUACUUGCUUUAAUUUUUACACCACGUAUGGAAUUACGACGUAAUUCUUCUGGUACAUACUAUGUUGGAGCAUUAUGUGGAUUAGGAUGUGAUAGUUCUACCAAAGAGAGUCUUUUCCCAGAACGUGAUAUGGAAAUAUAUUUUGAUGUUGAGAUAACAUUUGAUGAUUUACAAGAUAUAAAUAGAUUGCGACAUUGGAUGAAUAUUGGCAUGCAUAUUAACGAAAAAAUUGAAGAAAAUAAUAAUUCUGAAGAAAUAAUUUCUUAUCAAAAUAAAAUAAAAAUAAUAUUAUCCAAACUUAUGGAUAAAUGUAGAAAAAAACAAGAUCCUGAAAUGUUGAUGAACUUUUAUAAAUGGGGAAUGUAUGAUGAAUUAUUAUUUCUACAACCUAGUAGAAUGACCAUGGUCAAAAAUAAUAUUUACAGUUUACAUUGGGCAUUAGAAUUAGAAGAGAAAAAUGAUGAACUCGAAAAAAUGACGAAUCAUAUUAAGGAAUUACGUAAUUUAGCUUCAGAAGAUGAACGAAAAUUACUAAAUACUGAAAUUUACUGCGAUUUCUGUAAAGUAACUAUAUACAGUGUUCUACAACUUCGUGUACAUUUGUAUACACUGGUACAUAGAGAAAAUGAAAAAAAAUGGAAUAUUAAACUUUGAACAUUCAUAUUUGCCAGAACAUUUCUAACAACGUAAAUCGAAAGACUUAAUAUUUUAAUUUUUAAUACAAUUUGAAUUAGUGUAUAAUUUCUCAUUAUUACUUUUUUAUUUUUUAUAUAUUUUAUAAUGUUAUAAAAUAAAAAUGAAAUAUUUUUAGUUAUUUAUUAGCAAAUGGAGAAAAUAUUAUUUUAGUAACACUUGUACAUUAACAUGUACAUUCGUGUCAGUAUUAUAUGGAAUAUUAUUUGUCCAAUAUAUAUUAUAAUAAUAUUAUAAAACAAUAUUAUAUAGUAU